This is a messenger RNA of Hypoxylon trugodes, 2041 nucleotides long. Its product is annotated as 2-oxoisovalerate dehydrogenase alpha subunit mitochondrial precursor. Gene Ontology annotation, biological process: branched-chain amino acid catabolic process. Lineage: Eukaryota; Fungi; Ascomycota; Sordariomycetes; Xylariales; Hypoxylaceae. The record is from RefSeq and is a predicted model, not a curated record. The transcript has 2 exons. The coding region runs from base 451 to 1818 and encodes 455 amino acids. Gene Ontology annotation, molecular function: oxidoreductase activity, acting on the aldehyde or oxo group of donors, disulfide as acceptor.
GAGAUAUAUUAUGUGAGGUUGCCUACAUAGGUACAUUGUUACCUAUCAUUCUGAAGUUUCCGAGAGAGAUGAUAAACAUUCAAUGAUAUCUUCAACACUCCCUCCUAUCAUGUGGCAAGUGUAAGUAAACCUAGAAAUGAGCAUGUAUUUUUAUUGUUCGUAGCUCUCUAGGUAAUAAUAGGGGCUUGAAAUUGUUAUACCCCGGCUUAUAUAAUAAAGCCAAGCUAAAAGCUGGGUAAAAGCUGGGGUAUCGGUCUAGGCCCCUUCGCUUUACGCCGGCUUAAGUGACGUCGUUAACCUCGGAAUUCCGUCUAACACCUAGAAUGUCAGACGGACAAUCAAUCCUCAAAAUUGUCCUUUGCUACAAAGUCUUGCUUUCUUUGCCAUUUAUAUAAUUCAAUUGGGGUUUUCACCGAUGAUUAAUCCAUAAUAAACCAUGAACUAGGCACAAUGAAGGCGCGAACAGUAUCGAGAGCCUUUCUACGAAGAGCCGUAGGCUCUACACCCCUCGCCUCUCGUACUCCUAAUUUCCAGUACUCAGCUAUUCGGUCAGCUAGUAGCGUAUCGCAACGCCUCGGUUCAAGCCAUGUUUCUUUCCCCGGAGCGGUGAAUAGCGCUUUCACGAGCGACCUCAAAUUCGUAAUACCUUCCGAUUACCCUACUUUACCGACAUAUCGGGUGGUAGAUCAAGAUGGCAAUAUUGUCGACCGGGCAUUCAAGCCCGACCUUAGCGAUGAGGAAGUCAUAAAAUUGUAUAAAACUAUGUUGACUAUUUCGAUAAUGGACCCUGUUAUGUUCGAUGCCCAGCGACAAGGCCGGAUAAGUUUUUACAUGGUUUCAGCGGGCGAAGAGGCCAUCAGUGUUGGAUCCUCUUCCGCACUGGACCGAGAAGAUGUGGUGUUUUGCCAAUACCGCGAACAAGGAAUAUUUGCGCAACGCGGCUUUACUUUGAAGGACUUCAUGGACCAGCUUUUUGCGAACAAACAUGAUUUAGGAAAAGGUAGAAAUAUGCCCGUUCACUACGGUAGCAAGGAGUGCAAUAUCCAUGCGAUUUCUUCACCUCUAGCGACGCAAAUACCACAAGCAUCAGGCGCGGCAUACGCCCUUAAAAUGCAACGUAUUAACGAUCCGUCUUUAAAACCUCGGGUGGUCGCAGUGUACUUUGGUGAGGGAGCUGCAAGCGAAGGUGACUUUCACGCUGCACUGAACAUUGCCGCAACGCGAUCUUGUCCCGUCAUCUUCUUCUGUCGAAACAACGGAUACUCAAUCUCAACGCCUACUCUUGAACAAUAUCGGGGUGAUGGCAUUGCAAGUCGAGGUAUUGGGUACGGAAUUGACACCGUGAGGGUAGAUGGAAAUGAUAUCUGGGCGGUUAGAGAAGUCACUAAGAGAGCAAGGGAGAUGGCCCUUGAAGACGGUGGCAAGCCUGUAUUAAUCGAGGCAAUGAGCUAUCGCGUCAGUCAUCAUAGUACAUCCGACGAUUCUUUCGCAUACCGAGCCAGAGUGGAAGUCGAGGACUGGAAACGUCGGGACAACCCUAUUGCCAGAUUACGAAAAUACAUGGAAUCGAAGGGAAUUUGGGAUGAGUCCAAAGAGAAAGAAGCUCGCGAGAGUACUAGACGGGAUGUUUUGAAGGCGUUUUCCGAGGCAGAACGGGAAAAGAAACCACCCAUUAGAACAAUGUUUGAGGAUAUCUAUGAGGAAUUGACACCCGACUUAAAGGCCCAGAUGGAACAACUGAACAAGCAUCUAGAGAAUUACCCUAAUGAGUAUGAUCUGGGCGAGUAUGAGGGAGGUAUUGAUAGUUUAAAGUCAUAGAUAGUUUUGGUAUACCGAAUUCGAACAUCCGAGUUUAGUCGAGUCAUCUUUUUGACACCCAGAUGGGGUUAAUUAGCUAAAUCAAUACACCGGUAUUACAGAAUACCCACACUACAUACCUGGCUAGUUGUCUUCUAUGUGACGAUGAAUUAUAAGAUGUCUCCUUUCUGUUAGUUGUGAUUGGUGGCUGCUGAGAGAUAACCAACGCUUGUCAGCCACGUCG